Octopus sinensis (East Asian common octopus) is the source of this 2228-nucleotide messenger RNA. RefSeq lists its product as uncharacterized. The record is from RefSeq and is a predicted model, not a curated record. The coding region runs from base 483 to 935 and encodes 150 amino acids. NCBI's taxonomy places the organism in Eukaryota, Metazoa, Mollusca, Cephalopoda, Octopoda, Octopodidae. The transcript is spliced from 2 exons.
AAAAACAAGCUAUAGUUUCUUCUCAACCCACUUCCUACGAUCGAAUUCAUUUGUGACAUCAUUAACGCUGUUUGUUCAUAGAAGCUUGUCCUUAACCAAUCUCUGCGUGUCGUGCAUUCUUAUUUGAUAGUCGAAGCAAAUAACAGGUAAAAUGUAUGAAAUUGAUCCACUUAUAUAUAUGGACAAACCUUUGACGUCACAAUAAACUUUGUGCGUAACAUUGGCCAUCUUUAUGAACAUAAGCCAAAACGGAAAAAGCUGACCCGUGAGCUUCACAGAAAUCGGCUGUCAUGCAUGGUUGCAUUUAUUUGAUACUCACUAAACUUCUUAUCGCCUUACACCUGCCUCACUCUUUUAGUCUCGUUUUCGGCGUAUAUUUCGACCUUGUAUCGAACAAAAGAAACAUUUCACACACUAGAAUGAUUUAGUUACUUAUUACUUUCCAUAAAGUUUUAUCUAUUCAAAUAAUUUUUACAGGCAACAUGGAGGUUUACCAAUCUCAUACAAUUCGCUAUGGUUUUACAAAUACGUAUUUAACUUUCCUUUUCGGCGGUACGUUUACAGUUGAAGCUAGAAGUGGAUUACACCUGAGAGAAGAGAAGAAACAGGAUCUUCUAUGCAUACCAUACUGCAAUGUUACCAAUGUCACUACUGCAAGUGUGAGUAAAGGGAAGGACAGUACAAUGGCGCUCAGUAUGAUCAUUGGUCUGGUAUUUUGUGUAAUAAUAUUCAUCUGGGGAGCAAGAAUCACGAUUCCACUGAUAGUCAAAUAUCUACGGUACCCACGAAAUAUACAAGAUGUCGAUAUGUUUUCAGAUGCUACAGAAUUACACAUCAUCGAGGAACGACAAUCGUUAGGCAUCAAAGAACCCAAUCAAAUUCCACCGUUGGCUACAGUCGAAAAGGGUGAAACCUAUUUGUUAGCUGCUGCGUAACUGUUAACUUUGGGUUUUUUCUACAACUAAUAAGAUGAAAUUUUUGCAGAAAAUCUUGGUAUCGUAAACCGGGGUUUCAAAUACUGUUGGUUCUUGUAUAUACAUAUGCUUUAUCCCAUCUGCACUCUCAAACGUACUUUUAAAUAAAAUUAAAUUUAAAUUCACACGGAAUAUAUGCCCCAGAAUCGAGAGACGGAAAAAAAACAUUUGAAUAUGCUUCUAGUGGUAUUCUAAUCAACUGAUUCUUCUUAUUAUAAUUUAGUCAAAAGCUACGAGCUGCUAGAAUCGUUAGCACGUGGAUAAAAUGCUUAGUGGCAUUUCAUCCGUUUUCACGCUCUGAGUUCAAGUUCAGUCGAGGUCGGCUUUACCUUUUAUCCUGUAUAGGUCGAUGAAAAAGGUGCCAGUUGAACACUGGGGUCAAAGUAAUUGACUAGCUCCUGCUCCACAAAAUUUCGGGCCUUCUGCCUCUAGUAGAAAGGAUUAUUAUAAUUUAUUGAGAUGGGUGAGGGACAGUUUCCAGGAAAUGUUUCGGCCUUCCACACUGGUUAGAUCGAUGCAACUAAUAUCCUGCCCGACACAUUUUCAGUUCAAUAUUUGCAGGGAAAAGAUGUGCGAGGAAGUAACCCGGUGGGGGUGGGGAUUUUGUUCAAAUACUGCAAUAGAGUAAACGCUGUUAAGUCUACCAGAGGACCAAUUGCCUCUGUUAACUGACCCUCAACGCACAUUUUACUACUCCAUGAGAUAAGAAAGUGACCUUGACAAGUUUUGAAAAUCAGAACAGAUAAAUAAAGUAAAUACUGUGAUGUACAUUAAAAAAAAAGUCUACCAGUUCCAUCAAAACUGCAACAUAUGUCUAUGUUUGUAUGUAUAUUAUGGCCAAAAGAAUUCGUUAUUUUACAUAUGUAUUACAAAAGGGUGUUUAGGACGGACGUUUUGUGUAAAUCUUUGGCUUUUUAAAUACCUUUUUACAAUAUCUAGUUUGGUACUCCGCAAACUCUCAAACCACUAUAUUAAUGUACUAAAAUGCAUUUUCUGCUACUCUGCAUCUAUUGCUUUUGAGAGUUUUUCCUCCGCCCAGCUUCUUGCCACGAAAAGAUUAGUAUUGUGUGAGUACUAGACCACAAAAUGUAAUGCAUAAUAUUCAUAAUACACUCUCUCAUACACGAGAGUAAUAUAAGUAUACAGAGAAUUAUAUUAUAUAUAUAAAAACAAUAUAUUUUCGACAAAAUCUAUGAUCUCAGGAAGGAAAGGGAAACUGUAUAUUCAAGCAAUAAAAUAUUUGUCACUAAAACA